Molecule: messenger RNA, 2191 nt
Organism: Malaya genurostris
Lineage: Eukaryota; Metazoa; Arthropoda; Insecta; Diptera; Culicidae
Product: protein I'm not dead yet-like
Exons: 9
Coding region: 431-2158 (575 amino acids)
Biological process (GO): monoatomic anion transmembrane transport; citrate transport
Cellular component (GO): membrane
Molecular function (GO): succinate transmembrane transporter activity; citrate transmembrane transporter activity
Source: RefSeq, a predicted model, not a curated record
ACUUUGCCAACGCAAUAUUUUAUCAACCUUGUGGAGUAGGCCAUGUAAAGAUAUUGAUAAAUUCCGAAGAUGUCAUAUGGGGAACUGCAAACAGUGUUUCAGAUAAUUUAUUGAUAUUUGUCUUGAAGUGAUUGAACUAAUGAAUGACUUUCAAAAACUUAUCUAAUUGACACGUUGUGACUUUGAAGAUUCGUAGCAGAACUCGCGUAACCCGACUGAAUGUGAAUAAUAGAUGCGGAAUUAUAACUCUGAACAAUAAAUUGAACCCGAACGAUAUACAGUUGGAAACUACAAAUAAUAUCUACGAUCAGUGAAGUGAAGCUCAGAUCACACAUAUGAGAAGGAUUGAAUGAUCAAGAAACGAAGAUCGUGAAACCAGAACCAGUAGAACGAAUAUUUAUUUCUGUUUUAGAAGAUUCAGUUUUGCACAAUGGCAAAUGUUGAAGACACCAAUGCACCCGGAGUGGGCUGUUGCCGACGAAUGUGCAAGUUUCUUGGCGUGUAUUGGCGCGCACUAGUAGUGUUCAUUGCUCCUAUCGUUGCGGCAGGAAUUUAUACGAUUGAUACGUCCCCGGCCUACCGGUGUAUCUACGUGGUACUGAUCAUGGCGAUGUACUGGGUAACGGAAGCCCUACCGCUGGCGAUAACGUCGAUGAUUCCCAUUGUACUGUUUCCGGUUCUUGGGAUACUUGAUACCGACCGGACCACCAUGAUGUACAUGAAGGAAACCAUGUUGAUGUUUAUUGGUGGCAUUAUCAUUGCUCUGGCGAUCGAGUUUUGUAAUUUGCACAAACGGGUAGCACUGAAAGUUAUCUCGAUCGUUGGAUGCAGUCAGAGAAAAUUGAAUUUCGGAUUGAUUUCCGUUACGAUGUUCAUCUCGAUGUGGAUCUCGAACACGGCUGCAGUUGCUAUGAUGUGCCCGAUUAUGCAAGCCGUCCUUGAAGAGCUGGAAGCGCAAGGAUUGUGUGAAAUGUAUGUUCGACAGACCAAAUCUAACGAAGAAGAAGGAACCUCAAGCAAGAAUAAAAAUGAAUCGGAUGAACCCAAGAAACCAUCCAAGACCACAAUCUGUUACUACGUUGGAGCUGCGUAUGCGUCUACCAUUGGAGGUUGCGGUACCAUUGUGGGAUCUGGGACAAACUUAACCUUCAAAGGAAUUUAUGAGAGUCGCUUUCCCGAUGCUCCUGGAAUUGAUUUCCCUAGAUACAUGUUUUACAAUGUGCCAGGAAUGUUGAUUAGCACUUAUCUAACGUGGGCUUAUUUGCAAUGGGUUUACAUGGGAAUGUUCCGACCAAAUAGCCCUGAAGCCAAGGCUUCUGCCACCGGCAAGGAAGGUGAAACCGUAGCACGCCGUGUGAUCGAAACACGAUACAACGAACUUGGCCCAAUAACCGCUCAUGAAGCAAGUGUCGCAAUCCUUUUCCUGUUGGCUAUUGGAUUGUUCUUUUUUCGUGAUCCAGGUUUCAUUAAUGGAUGGGCGGACCUUUUGCCAGACGUAAAAAUCCGGGACGCAACUCCAGCAAUAUUUGUUGUCGUACUGCUUUUUGUGAUCCCUGCGGAUUGGCGUUGGUUCGAAUAUCUCAAGUGGAAUCCUGAGCGCUUACCAUCGGAUGCCACCCCUUCCCUCAUCACUUGGCAGUUCAUCCACCAAAAGGUACCUUGGAGCCUUGUUUUUCUGCUGGGCGGCGGGUUUGCUUUAGCUGAAGGAGCAAGAUCUUCAGGAAUGAGCAUGCUAUUAGGCCAAUCACUAGCUGGAUUGAAAGAUUUACCACCUCUGCUUCUAUUGUUUGUCGUAUGUUUCGCGGCUUCAAUGUUGUCUGAAUUCACGUCCAAUGUGGCAAUCUGUAACAUCAUACUACCUGUGUUGGCUGAAAUGGCCAUCGCAAUUGAGAUCCAUCCGUUGUAUUUGAUGCUACCUGCCUCACUGUGUUGCAGUUUUGCUUUCCACAUGCCCGUGGGAACUCCGCCAAAUGCCAUCGUGGCUGGACUGGGAAACAUCGCUACCAAGGAUAUGGCCAUUGCUGGUAUAGGACCUUCAAUUUUCACACUAAUCGUUGUGUGGGCAACUUUUCCAACCUGGGGUGCUGUUGUGUAUCCAGAACUGGACACCUUCCCGGAGUGGGCUCUAACAUCCAACAUCUCCAACAUCGUUUUUUGAAGAAUUGUUUCAUCCAAAGCUUAACCGUAGAGU